Molecule: messenger RNA, 3206 nt
Organism: Calypte anna (Anna's hummingbird)
Lineage: Eukaryota; Metazoa; Chordata; Aves; Apodiformes; Trochilidae
Gene: ZFP64
Product: ZFP64 zinc finger protein
Exons: 6
Coding region: 96-2168 (690 amino acids)
Biological process (GO): regulation of DNA-templated transcription
Molecular function (GO): RNA polymerase II cis-regulatory region sequence-specific DNA binding; DNA-binding transcription factor activity, RNA polymerase II-specific
Source: RefSeq, a predicted model, not a curated record
UGCUCGGCGGCCGAGAGGCGCGGGGGGGAAAGGUUCCCUGUCGGGAAUAAGCCCUUUGCAGGUGGCGGAGGAGGUGUGCGGGGCUCGCAGCCGCCAUGAACCCCGGCAGCGCGGCGGGGGCGGCGCCGGCUUUCCCUGGUCCCGUGCAGUUCCCUGGUGGCACCACCGUGCUGGUGGAGCUGACCCCCGACAUCCACAUCUGUGGCAUCUGCAAGCAGCAGUUCAAUAACCUCGAUGCCUUCGUGGGGCACAAGCAAAGCGGGUGCCAGCUCACCAGUGCAGCAGCCGGGGCCACCAGCACGGUCCAGUUUGUGUCAGAAGAAGCGGUACCAUCGACACAGACCCAAACCACAACCAGGACCAUCGCUUCAGAGACCCAAACCAUCACAGUUUCUGCACCAGAGUUUGUGUUUGAGCAUGGCUAUCAAACAUACCUGCCCAGUGAAAGCAGUGAGCCUCCCACUGCUGCUGUCAUCUCUACGCCACCAAAAGCACGGUCAAGAAAAUCUUCUUCCUCACUUACACAGAAGAAAUUAAACUGCUGCUAUCCAGGUUGCCAGUUCAAGACUUCCUAUGGUAUGAAGGAUAUGGAACGUCAUCUACGAACACACACAGGAGACAAGCCCCAUAAAUGUGAAGUUUGUAACAAAUGCUUCAGUCGUAAAGACAAGCUGAAGAUGCACAUGCAUUCCCACACUGGGGUGAAGCCUUACAAGUGUAAGCACUGUGACUAUGCAGCAGCUGACAGCAGCAGCCUCAACAAGCACCAGCGCAUUCACUCCAACGAGCGCCCUUUCAAGUGCCAGAUCUGUCCCUACGCCAGCCGCAACUCCAGCCAGCUGACUGUGCACCUCAGAUCCCACACAGGAGAUGCUCCUUUCCAAUGUCAAGUGUGUCCUGCUAAAUUUAAAAUCAACUCAGACUUGAAGAGGCACAUGCGUGUUCAUUCUGGGGAGAAACCUUACAAAUGUGAGUUCUGCGAGGUCCGCUGUGCCAUGAAAGGAAACUUGAAAUCACACAUUCGUAUAAAGCACAGCAUGGAAAACACCCUCAAGUGUCCAGAGUGUGACUUCCAGUGUGGAAACAAAACCAGUCUUCGGCACCACGUGAGAACUCAUCAGCCCGAGCAGCCAGUGAAGUGCUCAGAAUGCAACUACUCCUGCUCCAACAAGGCAGCUCUGAAAGUGCACGAGCGAAUCCACUGCAAGGAUCGUCCCUUCAAAUGUGAGUUCUGCAGCUUUGAUACCAAGCAGCGGAGCAACCUGACAACUCAUGUGAGGAAGGCUCAUGGUGACAAAGUCAAGACGAAGAAGCAAACUGGAGAGAAGAAGGAAGGAGAUAGGCCAAAGCAAGGCGGCUCCAGGCAAGUUGCCAAACUGGAUGCCAAAAAAGCAUUUAAGUGUGACCUGUGUGAUGCUUCCUUUGUCCGAGAAGAUUCUCUUAGGAGUCAUAAGAAGCAGCACAGUAUGUAUAAUGGAUCCAAAAAUAAUGAACUGGCUGUUCUGCAGCUCCAGAUGGAUCCCGGUCGGCAAACCACUGCCCCAAUUACUGUCAGUCACCUCCAGGUCCCACUUCAGGCUGCUCAGGUUUCUCCAUACAAUGAGGGAAGGGUCAAGAUCAUUGUGGGUCAUCAGGUCCCUCAGGCUAGCAGUAUUGUUCAGGCUGCAUCAGUGAAUGUCGUGCCUCCUACAUUAGUUAGCCAGAAUCAGGAAGACCUCUCUGCCAACAGCCGCUUGCAGCUUCUGGGCCAAGUCAGUUUGUUGGCACCACCUCCACCUCCCAUAUCUCAGAGUGAAGCAGGGCCUGUGGCACAACCAGCAGUUCUUCUCACAACCCACGACCAAAGCGAUGGAAGUGCCUUACACCAAACCCUGAUCCCUGCUGCACCUGUCAGCAGUCAUGAGGCUUCAGCAAAUCAAGCUUUCAUCACCAGCUCUGGAAUCAGCUGCUCUGACUUAGAAGGCCUUAAUGCUUUGAUACAAGAAGGAGCAGCAGAAGUGACUGUGGUUAGUGAUGGAGGCCAGAGCAUAACAGUGUCCACUUCAGCUCCCCCUCCUCCUAUCUUCUCUUCAUCCUCUCACACAGAAGCCCCUAAGCAGACCUAUUCUAUCAUUCAAAGUGGAGCCCAUACAGCUUUGCUGUGUCCAGCAGACUCCAUACCAGAUUAGUCUCAAAGUACUAGAAAUUUCAAUCUCAGAGGCAGUGCUGAAGUCAGCAGAAAUGCAUAGGACAUGUAUGAAUGCAGGAUUUGUCUUACAAAGCCCAAUACCUUCCUCUUGCUCAUUUUACUUACCUGUAUGUGAAAACAUGCAUCUUGUAUGUGAAACAGAGGAUGUGUUUGUUUAUGUGCCUCUAUUGAAAUACAGGCUGUGUGCUUUGUAAAAUCUGAGAACUGAAGCAACUGUUGACAAUUUCACCAUGCAGUGACAAUUUCACCAGCUUCCCACAAUUUGAUUCUUGUAUUGUGGUGGCUAAAAUAAGAAAGCCUCACCUUAUGAUGAAUUACCUUCACAGCAGACUCCUUCUUUCAUGCACACACAAAAAGGUAAUAGUCCAAGCUAUUCAAAAGUAUAUUUUUAAGUGAAAUAUGUUUCAAUUACGUGCUGCUUAUGCAUUAACUGCACCUUCAUCAUUGCUGAUCUGUAAGAAACAUCUACUAUUAAGUCUAAUGCAGCCCUGGUUAAGUUUAAGGGUGCUGUUCCUUGUUAUCUGUAGAAGUUGCUAGCACCUGGCACUUAAUCUGGAAAUGCUUCUGCAGAAGACCAGGUGAUCAAAUUUAGUCAAAUUUAGAAAACAAAAGAAUUUUGUCUGUCCAACAGUACUAACUUUGUUAGCAAGAAUACUACUGCAACUUAUAUAUAUAUAUAUAUAUAUAUAUCAGGGAUCUCUGUCAGAGACACCUGUAUUUUAAAGAACAAAACAACUGCCAAUAUAUUUUUUACAAACACUACUUAAAUUUUGCUUUUAUCUUUAUGCUGCCUGUUUGUAACUGCAUGGGUGGUAAAAGUGCAUUAUGUUUUGGCUCUGUUCUUUUUAAGUUAAAAAGGAAAAAGGAAAAGAUGAAAUUCAUUCCAUUUAAAAUUUAAAAAACAAAAUGGAUUCUAAUCCAAAGUCUGAAACUCUAGCAUGAAUUGAGAUUGGAUCACAAUGACGUGGUAAUUUAACAUUAUAUGAUACACAUUUCUGUAAUGAAUGAAUUCUAUUUG